AAUUUCCUAAAAUAUAAAAAUCAAAACAUUAUCUGGUUACUUUGUAUAUAUUAUUAAAAAAUGAAUAAGUAUGAUAUUUUGAAACAUUUUUAUAAUGCCUUUAAUUAUUUCUCAAAUAAUUUUAUCGUAAAAAGUAUAUGUUUUUUACAUAUAACAGGAUAAUAUCUUAAAUAAUACACUACGAUAAUACAUUAUCGUGAUAAUCCGAAACUGUGUGAAAGUUGCUUUUCCGUUUAAAUAACAAUAUAUACUGCUCGACCGUGUACAUAUAAACAUAUAGAUAUAUGUAUGUAUUCAUAAAUGUAUACGGAGGAGAAUCGAUAGUGUGAACGUAUUCAAGGAGCCAUUCACUGCCAUAAGAUUCAGUUGAGUUUGAGACUACGCCGGUGAAUGUACUUCAUCGUUCCCACGUAUUUCAUAUAUUCUAAGUAAUUAAUAAGUUUUCAUUGUAUUGUAGUAAAAUGAUCGAAAAUACAGAAUUAAAUAUGAAGAUAAUCACAUUUUCCGAGUAUGUUUUAACCAAAUGUAAAAUAAAACAACUAAAAUUAGUUUAGUGUGUCAUAUGUUUAGUUAUAAAAGAUUAUAACUGUUGUGUUAAUGAUUAAUUUUCGCUGAAUUCAAGAAUUAUGUUUUAUCCUCAAAGAAUGAUGAGACAAGUCUCUGAAAUCUCCUAUGUUGGAGGUUUCAAAUUAAUAAGAAUGUCAAGUAAUCAAGAAGGAGAGUCUGGUAUAACAAUACCAUUGCAGUAUAAUAAUUCUCAUUGGAAAUCUAUAUUUGAAAAAUAUGAUCUUGAUGGAGAUGGGAAAAUCUCGUAUCAAGAAUUGCGAGCUAUGAUACGCAGUUCUAGUUACUCUAAUGAUAUUCCAACCAGGGUUGUCCAUAUAAUAAUGCAUAAAGCAGAUCUAGAUGAUUCUGGAUAUCUAGAUUAUCCAGAAUUUAUAGCUAUGAUUCAUAGAAAAGAUAUGCAAGGUGUUUUUGGUCAUCUUGUGCAACGAUAUGUACAAUCUAUGGUUCCACAAAGACCAUCUCCUUUUGAAGGUCUAGCAAGGUCUAGUGACAUACCUGAUGGGCAGUAUGAAGAAGAAUAUAGUUGUAAACCUCCAGCACUAGCAAUGAUAAUUAUAUCUAUACUAGAAAUUACUUUAUUUUUAUACGAUGUAAUUGUAUAUAAAUCACCUUCAGUCGAAGGACCAGCAGCUACAUUAUUUAUUUAUAAUCCACACAAAAGAUACCAAGCAUGGAGGUAUUUAACAUAUAUGUUUGUACAUGUGGGAGUAUUUCAUUUAGUAGUAAACCUACUUGUGCAAAUAAUGCUGGGUAUUCCACUGGAGAUGGUACACAAAUGGUGGAGAGUAUUAACUAUAUAUAUAGCAGGUGUCGUAGCAGGAUCUCUUGGUACCUCUGUAUCGGAUCCUACAGUAUAUUUAGCAGGAGCAUCAGGUGGUGUAUAUGCAUUAAUUACAGCUCAUGUGGCAACUAUAUUAAUGAACUGGUCGCAAAUGGAAUUUGCUAUUUUACAAUUGUUAGUAUUCCUUAUUGUAACAGUUGUUGACAUUAGUCAAGCAAUAUAUAACCGUUACGUGUUAGAAACCAAUGACCAAGUUGGAUAUGUUGCUCACUUUGCUGGUGCCAUUGCGGGUUUGCUCGUAGGUAUAAAUGUACUUCGUAAUCUCGAAGUAAAAACUUGGGAAAAAGUCGUGUGGUGGGCCAGUAUUAUUACUUACACUGUACUUAUGACAGCCGCCAUUUUAUGGAAUAUUUUAUAUACGUCUUAUUAUGAUUAGUUACUCUUAAUGCUGUUGCGUUUUCUAACGCAGUCGAAGUUUGUAAUCUUGCCACUAUGUAAGUAGAGACAAGUGAAACUUUUUCUACAAUACCAGUUAGAUAAAUAAGGUGCAAAUUUCAGUGCACUUGUAUAUAUCUAAACUGAACAUUAAUAUAUUGCAUACUGUGAUAUAGAAGGUCUCUAUAUUUUGCACAGAAGAAAUAGGUAUUACAUAUCGUAAUGACAAAUAAUUUUAUACUCGAUAAUAUUCCGCGUUAAUGGUAAAAAAAUGUAAUAUAACUUUUUUGCUAUUUCAUUGUCUCUAAAAGUAUAAUAAAAGCAAUUAUUUUUAUAAUAAUAAAUUAAAUACGUUAAAUGAUAAUCGUUCAAAGAUAAAAUAUUAAAUGCUAUAAAAUAUAAUGAUAAGAUAUAAAUGUUACAAAUGCUAUAUCCUAAAGCGAUAAUUGCAAUAUGAUAAUUUUAUAGUGCGUUGUUUUCAAUAUUUGAGCACAUAUUAGAAUAAUAUUUGAUUAGUAUUUAAUUUGGAAAAAAUAAAUUUUAUUAUUAUAAUAUAUGUAAAAUAUUAAAGUAUUACUGGUAUAUAUAUUUAUAUACAUAUAUACUAUUAUGGAACGUUUCUCUUCUACGGUAAUUUUUAUGUAAUAAGUUUCUGUGCUUCAUUAUAUCAUGUAUUUAUAAUUCACUAUGUCAUGUACCUGAUUUGCAAACUACUAAACUAAUGUUACAGAACAAAUUUGUCCACAUAUAUGUGUAAGAUGUAUAAAGACUUUCAUAAAUUUUUAUUUGCAAAAUCUAUGUUUUGGCUGCUAAAAUAGUAAAAUUAUUUGUUUCAAUAUAGAUAAAAACUUGACAAAAAUAGAACGACAAUAGAAAAUAAAAAAUUACUAGUGCCUUGUAAGUAUAAAAUGAAAUCUAAGUCUGAGGUGUAUAUAAAAAAUAGCACUGUUUUACCAUUAUCAUUUAUUUAAAAACGCACUAUUUUAAUUUUAUCAGGAAAAUAAACAUAUUGAGUUUUAAUUUUAACUACUCUGUUCAUAAUGAAAUAUUACACAACUUUCAUAAAGUCACACUUAAAAUAUUACAAAAUUUUUAAUUCAACAGUAAUUAUCUUAAAUUUUGGCAAUAUAUCAAAAUCAUAAAAAUAUAUUUUAGAAGAUACCCGUGAAUCAUGAGGUACAAUCAUUUGAAAGUAUAUUUCAAUUUAAAGCAAUUUUAAUAAUUAUUCAGGUUUGUCAUGCACAAGUGUAUCUAUUAUGUUCUGUUACUAAUUAAGUUAAUUAUUAAUAUCAGUAUAUGCAAGGAAAAUGCAAGUAUAUUAAUUUUUUUAUUCUCACCAAAUAAAAUCUUUAUUUAUUUUUUUCAUUCUUCUUUUGUUUUUAUCACAUAAAUACUAAUCAUAUCUUUAAGAUUCAAAUAUAUGAAAUACGCACAAGAAGGGAACACAGCUUACAAUCCAAUGAAAGUCAAAGAUAAUAUAAGUCCUUCAUUUUUGUACUUUCAUAUUAAGAUAACCGAUUUAAAAUUAGACUGCUCUCGAGAAUAACGAAAUACAUAUAAUGAAAAUGCAAAACAUGAAACUAAACUAUUAGUUUAAGAGCUUCAUUGUAAAAGACGUAAUUAAUACGAUAAUUGAAGUGAAGUUGUUGUUUCAAAAAUGUAUGUUACAUGAUAGUUGUAAUGAUCUUAAUAGACAGGGUAAUCCGACAGAAAAUCGAGAGAAACUGAACAAAAAUUAUUUUAAAACGAACUUGAGCGAAUAAAGAAAAUUUUGAUUGACUGAAUAAAGAAAAAUUUAUCAAAGAACCUCAACUUUAUUCGUUAAUCGUAUUUAGAUGAUUCUUCGCAUGUAAGUGCUUCUUAUGUAUUAUCUUGUGUAUGUAAGUUUUAUAAUAAAUAUGAAAUGUUAAAUUAAAAAAUGCGUGUUUGUGCUACUAUAUAAAAUCAAUAAUUAUUUGCGUAUAGUAUCGCUCAUAAUUAGUCAAAUAAUUUUAAAAAUAAACAGAAAUGGGAGGACUGUAUUUUUUAAUGGGAAAUAUAUGUUUUUUAUUUUUAUUUUUUAGCAUUACAAAAUGAUAUAGUAACUUAAUGAUAAUGUAGAUAUUGUAUGCACUGUAAAUAUUAUAUAGCAAAACUAUUUAUCUGGAGAAGGGAAUCAUUAUUUAAAAAAAAAAGAAUACCAACUAAUUUUAGCAAUAAUAAUGAAAUGGGACAGUAGAAAAGAUUGUCAAGUAGAGUCUAUUCUUAGUAUUUAUACAAAUUAUAUUAAUGUUGCAAUUUAAUAGAUAUGUGUCGAAUUGCUUUAAUUAAAUUUUUAAUUAAUUUAUGUUUUAUUACUUUGUCAUUCGUUAUUGUAAAUUAAAAUUGUUAAAUCGUCGAAUAAUAGUUAGAUUCAUUAUAAAAUUAGAAUAUAAAUUUCUUAUUAUAAAAUUAAUUAUGAGCGACACUAAAUAUUUAACCUAAAAUAAUUAAACUCGAUGCGGGGACAAAGAAACAUUUUGUUCAUAUUACUUGCAUAUUUUGCACGCAUUCUGUAUAAAAUAGAAUAGAGUAAAUUCUAAAUCAACCAUCGCUUUAGAUACUAUUUCGACAUUAAAAUACAGAUAAUCGUUAAGUUUCCUCAUUCGUUCGAUAAACAGUUUCUAUCUUAAUAAUAAGUACCAUUAUUUUGGACAGGUACGAUCAUUUCCUAUAUAUGCAUAUAUUUUUUCAGUCAAGUAUUAUAUUUAUCAAUAAAAAAAAAGAACGACAUAUCGUUAGAUUCUACUUAUGUACAUAAAUGAUUAACUGUAUAAUUAAAUUAUCAUAUAUAUUUUUAUCUAUUUCAAAAGAAAAAUACUUAUUAGAUAUCGAAAUCAGUUUGAAGCUUCCUUUGAAAUUUACUAAUCGUUAACACGUUUCCUGUCACAUGAGUCACCAAUGACUGACCCACCAAAAAUAAAUAUGUACCCUUUUUCAUCCUCCUUACCUAACAUGGAAAUAAAACGAAGGAACAAUGAAUCGUAGAGUAAAAAUAAAUUUGACAUAACCCAGGCUAUUCUUUCUAAUUAAAUAUUUCGAUAUAUGUAAUUUGUGAAUUUAAUCCUUAAAUUUCAGUUUUAUAUUAAUCUAUCAGGAACUUUAAAUUUCAUACGGCGCUGUGCGCGUCUUAAAAAAAAAAGAGACUCAUGUACGCUCUGUAUAUCCAUAAUUGGCCACAAUAAAAACUAUAAUAAAGUGUUCACAGAGACAAGAGUCAAAAGGGGUGAUCGUUAUUAUAACGGAGGUGAUUUUUAUUUCAACAAAAAUAACAAUUUACAUUGAACUGUCUUGAUAAUAAUAUUAUCGUGUAUGCUACACCUGUAGUUUACUGUAGGCGUGGUAUGCUCUCGCUCGCUAUUAAUUGUAGUUAAUUUAUUUGAAUUAAUCGCAUUAAUAGCGGGUUCGUAGGUAAUAUCGCUUCUUAGCCUUUCUUCUUUUGUUUAUUUUAAUGUUAUUAUUUCACUUCUCUUUUCUCCUUUUUUUCUUUUUUUUUUUUUUGCUUUUUCUUCCUCUUCCUUUUUGUUUAAAUCUCGUUUCAUUUACUCUUUUAUCUUCUUAUUAGUUUCUCGCAUUCCGCGCAACCGCAUCAUAAGCAUUAUCAUCGUCAUCAUCA
Bombus huntii is the source of this 5417-nucleotide messenger RNA. RefSeq names its product rhomboid-related protein 2 (gene rho-4). The transcript is spliced from 5 exons. The record is from RefSeq and is a predicted model, not a curated record. The coding region runs from base 627 to 1784 and encodes 385 amino acids. Lineage: Eukaryota; Metazoa; Arthropoda; Insecta; Hymenoptera; Apidae. Gene Ontology annotation, molecular function: calcium ion binding; serine-type endopeptidase activity. Gene Ontology annotation, cellular component: membrane.